This is a messenger RNA of Branchiostoma belcheri (Belcher's lancelet), 2431 nucleotides long. Its product is annotated as ankyrin-2-like. Gene Ontology annotation, molecular function: protein binding. Lineage: Eukaryota; Metazoa; Chordata; Leptocardii; Amphioxiformes; Branchiostomatidae. The record is from RefSeq and is a predicted model, not a curated record. The transcript has a single exon. The coding region runs from base 1028 to 2257 and encodes 409 amino acids.
UUGACUUCACACAAAAUAAAUCUGGUGGAGAAUUGCAUUAAUAUACCUAUCCCUGGUGCUGAACACUAUCCACUAACAUGUGCACCCAAACACUCACAUUGAAGGUGGCUGGCUGGAUACUGUCUGUCAAAUUGGAUAUUGCCUUGCUUUUUGGUUACGGUUUUGACAACAAAAGAUCUGCUUUCAGAUUUGUGCUGAACACUAUCUGCAGACAUGCACACACACAGACAGACAGGCAGUGGCACUCACACACAAAUAUACCUGUCCCUGAUAUUGGACACAAUCUACACUCACAUAUAAACAAACCUGUUCCUGAUGCUGAACACUUUUCACUGACACAUGAGUCCACCUCCCUCACACACAUUCAAACCUCCUUGCUCACACAGACACUGGCACACACAAACAUGUCCUUGAUUCUGAACACUAUCCACACCUGUAAAUAAUUGUAUCAGGUUGGUGAAAUAUUGAAAAGUUCUCUAUUCAUAAGCAUCUGUUUAACCACAACCAAAGCAUUUGUUAAUCAAGUGGUUGUGAAUAAAGACAUGCUGUCCACUAUCCUCACCCAUCUAAACAGGCCUGUCCCUGGUGCUGAACAGCCAUCUACUCUCCGGCCAACAUGCCUAUCCUACCCGAAGAUUCAUCCGAACACAAUUAGUAACAUAUUACAUACAUCAAGAAACACGUUUCUACCUAUUGUCCAUCGAAAUGCAAAAGAAAUGUUCCUUGUUACUGGUUCUCCUUGUUCAGAAAUCUGAAUUCCAUGGUCAUUUGUUUGGAUUAACCAUGAUCAAACAAUUGUUGUGAAUAGCAUUGUGACGAAAUUAAACAGUAACCAUAAGUAUUGCCAAUGACGCACGGAAAAAUAUCGAAAACCAUCGCAUUAUGACAUAUGGAAAAGUACCCAUGAACCAUUGCACUCGACAAUUGACGUUCUAGAAUGUCUCAGUGGAAUCCCUUGUAGCUAGCAACCAUCGCCAAAAUACUGGAUUCUCACAGUUCCCCUAACCACUUAGAAAAUCUGUCAAAGAUGGGACUUUCAUUAUCAACAAGGAAGCGCUACCAGAGGCUUGUAAAAGCAGUCCGUGUCAGUAAUGAUCUCGAGUUCUUUCAUUUGCUCAAGACAAAGGACUUUAUAUCUCCUAAAUCGGCGUUCCUUCUGGCGGAGCUCUUGCAGGAGACAUACGGAGAUCUGUACAGCAAACACGCCAAAGACUUCCGUCACCUCCUCCUGUCGUUCAUCACUUACCAGGCGUCCCCGGACUCUGCGGCACUACUGAUGUACCUGAGGGCGUUCUGCACGCCGGCGUCACUGACGGUGUUACAGACGAAGAGAGAUCCUCUGUUCCCAGCCAUACGGAUGUGUUCUUACAGUGGCAAGUCUAGAGUAGACAUGGUUUGUUCUCUGAUUCUCCUGAUUGAACAUGGCGUCGGUGUGUCGGCACGAACGAGACACGGACAAACAGCCUUACACAUAGCGGCCCUGUGCGACGUGACGGAGCUGGUGGACGUUCUUGUAGAGGCGGGUGUGCCGGUGGACGCCAGGGACGCCCAGGGGUGGACUCCGCUGCUCACAGCCGCCGCUGCCCGCCACGUCGUCUUUAUGGAGUUUCUUCUGGCUAACGGAGCAGACAUAAACGCCGUCACGCACCUGGGACAGACGCCCAUCCAUUUAGCAACAAAGACCAAGUUCUGUUUCGCCGAGCGCGAACGGGAUCCUUGUGCCUACCGGAAGAGCAGCCCCGAGCGAUCCGUCAGCGUGCAAGUCGGGUUUCUGACCGACUCUGGAGUGGACAUCAACCACGCUGACCGGCGUGGCAGAACGGCCCUACAUUACGCCGCCCAUGAGGGGGAGUAUUACCUAGUCAGCGCUCUCCUGUCGUACGGCGCUGACCCCGACAUGCGGACCCGUGACGCUGUCAGGGCGACGCCGUUGUACACUUUCCUAGACAACAGAGAGAACAUGUUCAGUUGCAUGUGCCUCUUACGCCUACUAGAGAGCACCGCGUACUGGCGGGGACUGUACUCCAAGCAGGGCACCUUACCGACCAUGCUGCAGAUAGACGACCAAAAUAUGCACAUGUACCAUCGCCUCUUCACAUCACUGAAGAAAGAGUUGAUCAAAGAGACCCACGUCCCGCCGACCCUGCAGAACUGUGCGUGUACGCCGUGCGGAGGCAGGUCCGCAGGUCCACCAGCCCCCUGCUCGCCGUUCAUGGUGAACACCGUGGCGAGUCUGCCUCUCCCCCCUGGGCCCUGAAACGGGAGGUGUGUCUGGACUCGCGGGCCGAGGACCUGACGCUCAGGUGGAUGAUGUCCUGCACAUCGGUCACGUUUGGCGAAGUGCUGCACGUGUAGCGUGGAAAUCAUCACUUUGCCAUCGGCAAUAGGGACGUCGUGGAGAAGUAUUGCACCAACUGUAGGAACAAUGCUA